UUUUCAUAGUAAUCAGUAAGUUUUUCCUCCAAGAUCGUAAAGUAAUUUUUGAAAAAGUUAAAAUCGGUUUAAUAGCUUAAAAAAUCGCAUAAAUUAGUACAAAUUACGGACAACUCGCGCACAAAAAUCGAAUUACGUGUGUUUAAAGUGUUAUCAGUGUAUUUGGACAAAAUACGUAAAGCGUGUGCAUUCGCAAACCCAAAGAAAAAACGUCAUCUUUGUCGAAUUGAUUCGCUGGCGACCACAACGACAUUCGCAACAAGAGAAAAAAGAAAUUAAAAAAUAAUCAUAUAAAUGACAAGUGGUUGAUUUUGGUUUACUUUUUGCAACUGUUUCCAACGCUAUUAUAAAAAGAAAAUAAAAUUGUAAAAGUGUCAGCAGUAAUACUAUAAAAAACAGCCUAAAUAAGACGCAGACAAACAAGGUUAGUGCGAAUUGGAAAGUUGUAUAUCUGUGCGAACCUCUACAUUGAAUAAUAAUGUUAAAAUAGUAUGAACAGCGUUGUGAGCAGCACAGCGCCAAGUACAACGAGCUUCAUUGACCCGAAUGGCACAGCAGCAGCCGCCAUCGCAGUUGCCGCAUCGACGAUGACCGAAUCGACCACGCUGAAACCGAGUAUCGUUGUACAAGCCAAACCAAUGCCGUCACCAAUUGAUCCGCUCAGUCACGUUGGUGAUGGAAUCUUCCUGCAAACAAAAACCGCCCAAGGACUUGCGACCGUCUUCGUGUGGGUGGCACUAUUUAUCACAUGCCAACAGAUUUAUCAACAUCUGCGUUGGUACACAAAUCCACAGGAGCAGCGCUGGAUAGUGCGCAUCCUGUUUAUUGUGCCCAUGUAUGCGACAUACUCUUGGAUCAGUUUGUUUUUCUUCAAUUCGGAUAAUGUGUAUGUGUACUUCUUUACCGUGCGCGAUUGCUACGAAGCUUUUGUCAUCUACAGUUUCCUGUCGCUGUGCUAUGAGUACCUUGGUGGCGAGGGCAAUAUCAUGUCCGAGAUACGCGGCAAACCCAUCAAGAGCUCGUGUCUGUAUGGCACCUGCUGUCUGAAGGGCAAGACGUAUACAAUCGGUUUCCUGCGCUUUUGCAAGCAAGCCACAUUGCAAUUCUGCUUGGUGAAGCCGCUGGUGGCAUUCAUUAUUAUAUUCCUGCAAGCCUUUGGCCACUACCAUGAUGGUGAUUGGAGUGCAAACGGUGGCUACAUUUACAUUACAGUUAUCUAUAAUAUAUCCGUGUCUCUUGCCCUCUACGGUCUAUAUUUAUUCUACUUCGCUACGCGUGAUUUACUCACACCGUUCGAGCCUGUCUUGAAAUUUUGUACAAUCAAAUCGGUUAUCUUCUUAUCGUUUUGGCAAGGUGUUAUGUUGGCCAUUUUGGAAAAGGCCAAGGUCAUCUCGCCAAUUGUGGACAGCGUCGGCACUGUCACUUCAGCUGGUACUGUUUCGGCGGGCUAUCAAAACUUCUUCAUUUGCAUUGAAAUGUUGUUUGCUGCGAUUGCCUUGCGCUAUGCAUUCCCCUAUCAGGUUUAUGCGCGCAGCUGUAUUGCCGAUGGUCAAGGUCGCUCUGUUACCAUGCAAUCAAUUUCAAGCAGUCUUAAAGAAACUAUGAAUCCCAAGGAUAUUAUGACAGAUGCUAUACACAAUUUCCAUCCACAAUACCAACAGUACACGCAAUACAGUUCCGGUGGUAAAAAUUCGCGUGGUAUACGCGUCUCCUCCUACGAUCCGGACGAACCGAAUGCCACACAUCACGGCAAUAGCAACAACACAGGCGGCAAUAGCGGCACAAUGAGCAGUUUGGGCAACACCAGCCAAGGCACACCAGGUGGCAGCAUCGCCGGCUGCAUCGCAUCGAAAACCUUGGGCAAUCAACGGAAAUUCAUGCCCGGCGGCCAACGGGUCGCCACCAUCAGCCAGAACUAUAACGAGAAGACGAUGCUGCUGAGCAGCGAUGAUGAGUACCAGUAAACGAGGCCGGAUCGUGGUGUCGUCGAGAAGUGAGUAAUGGAAGCGAGCCGCCCUAACAGCACUUUUUAAAUACAAUAAGAACUCACUGAUUACACCGAAGCAACAGGUGGAAGAACCGUUUAGGCUUUGGACGUGUGUUGGCGUUUUGAUUGUAAUCUUCUUAAUUUGCUGUUUAUUUUGAGUUUUUGAUGUGAAAUUGUUGCCAGAAAUUAGCUACGAUUGCCGUAAUAGUGGCUGUAGGUGAAUUUUAUAGAAAAGUAGAAGAAUAUUGUUUUUGUUUUUGCAAAUAUAGGGCUUUGUAAAAAUUAAUUUUUAAUUUUUAUUGCGCAAUUAAUUUUUGUAUUUCUAUCAAAAGUGUGUAGUAUCAGUACAAAUAAUUACGAUUAUGUAUAGAGGAAAACGUUUUAAAUGCCAGACAGAGCAGCUAAGGUGCUAUUUAUAGAUUUCAUAACAUUUUUACUAGAAAAUAUGCAAUUUUAUGCCACAUUUUCCAUUUGUUGAACCAUAAGUGAGGUUAUGUUAUUACCUUUUAUUUAUAACUGAUUUAGUUACAUUAUUUAUUACAAAUUGCUAAUGCAGAACUGAACUGCCGUUGUUUACUUUGUGCUUUUAGCAAAUCUCAGUCGCACAGAUACUUAUGUAAUUAUUGUAUGUAUGUAUGUAUACAUAAGCUAGCAAAAUAUGUAAUCCUUUGAGGUGAACUUGGCGCGCUUCUCUACAGCAAAACCAACAAAUGUCCAAAAUUGUUUCUAUUAUUAUAACAUUAUUAACAACAAAUAUUAUGUAAUAUUAUUAAUGUACGUCGUAUGUAUGUACAAUCAUAAAGCACGCAUCCGUCGUUCGGUGGUCGUGUGUGAGUGUGUAUUUUAAAAUAAAAUUAUAUUGCAAAUGAAAAUAAAUACAAAUCCACAAUCCACAAUAUGUAUGCUUUGCAUUAGAAUUUUAAGCGAAUUACGGAUUGUAAUAUUCAACAAAGUAGUGGCAGGGGCAGAGUACACUGUGGGUACUUGUAGAGAGUGACAAGUUGUAUUUGAGUAGAAGAGGAGAGCGGAAACGGUUAGAUAUAAGAACUUUUCAAAAAUCUAGA
This is a messenger RNA of Bactrocera tryoni, 3051 nucleotides long. It is a transcript of the gene Tmep, whose product is annotated as transmembrane protein 184B. The coding region runs from base 492 to 1964 and encodes 490 amino acids. NCBI's taxonomy places the organism in Eukaryota, Metazoa, Arthropoda, Insecta, Diptera, Tephritidae. Gene Ontology annotation, molecular function: transporter activity. The transcript has 9 exons. The record is from RefSeq and is a predicted model, not a curated record. Gene Ontology annotation, biological process: transport.